AUGGCCGACCCCAACAAUCGGUCCAGCCGCUCCAACAGCUUGCAAUGCAUGCUGGAGCUCGAAAAGCGAUAUAACUUUGAUCGCCUUCACUCAUCGUCCGCGCCCUCGAACCCGACUUCUCAUCCUUGGUCCGCAAAAUUCACGAAACCGUCCUCCACCACACGCCCAGGUAUCCUCGCUCGUCGUACUGAAGCGAGCGCGCAGAAGAUUCGGCGGAAAAGUAAUGCGCCGCUUCGGGAUCUCUCUUUACCUCCACAACCUCCCCCUCUAGUCAUCAACACCGGUUCGCCUAUGACCAUGAGACGAUCUGAUUUGUUCAUGAGCCAGAGUCAAGAGUACUCGCCGACGGAACAGGAUUCUACCAUUGUUUCCACACCCAGAGACAAGUAUCGCAAGGUCGUUUCGUUCGAGUUCCCUCCUACCGAGUCGGCACCUGCGCCCUGCCAUUCGCCGAGCUGGGAGGCGUAUGAGAAACGGAAAACCGAGAAGAGGACGGAGAGAAAGGAGAGGGAUGAGUCUCGGAAUGGAAGGGCAAAAAAGCUAGUCAAGCCACCACCUGCGAGCUCGCCUAAUUCCAUGCAGCACACGUCUGCUCCCGAAGUCGAUGCAAGCAGGGGCCGUCAACGAGACCGACAAGAUAGCUCCACGGCUGUCAAUAACGCCAGCAACCCCCCUCGAAAAGCUCGAAGUCGCUCGGGGUCGUUUGUGUCCCUUCUCAGGGCUCCCUUUGAGUUUCGUCGCUCGUCCGUGGACCACGGCACAAACUCGAGCUUUAUCGGUGGCAUUAAGCUUGAGAUGCAACAAAAUGCCGCUGCGCAACAGGCACUUGAUGAUCAAGCCGUGGAGCAUGAUGAAUCAAAUAUUCACCCCGCACUUCGCAAAGGAAAAGGAAGGCAAAGUGAUAGAUGGUCUGCACCACUGAGGUCGCCACCACCACCACCCAGGGCCAGUGCCUAUGGCGAAAACCAUCGUCGCUACCCGCCCAUCACCAGAAGCAAAUAUCACCAUAAGACCAUGUCGCUCGUUUCGCCGACGGCACCCGCCGUUCCUGACCUUAAUACGAUCGACAAGUGGCGCGCCAAAGUUGGUCUCAAGCCCGGCUCUCGGCCCGGGUCGCGGAUGAGUUUGGAUGCUGAUGCUACUUUAGAAGGGACUGGUGCAGCUGUUGGGGACUUCAAGCUGAAAAUUUCCGAGCCAACAGAUAUACGGCUUUCAGACUCGGCAAUGUCAGCGAGCGCAUCACCAGCGAAGCCGACGGACGUCGUGUUCCCUGCUAGCCCGCCAGGAGAGGCGAUACUUGGGAAUAAGCCGAGAUUGGACUACAGUAAUAAUGUGUCCAUUUCGUCCUGCUCGACGGGCGAUACUUUCGACACCGCUCCGUCCUCGCCUCCCCCCGAACCGCCAAGGAGAAGCUCCAAAAGGAACUCCGCUCUGAUUAUGGACGGCUCGGUGCCACCUUUGCCAUCCCCGAAACAUUCCCUCCAAGACACCACUCCACCUCAACGAUCUUUCCCACUCUGCGAAGGACUCCAUCGCAAAGAAACGGCCAAGGACCGGCCCGUCGGAGCCCCAGUUCGAACGAGCCAACCGGCCACGUACAUGUCCUCACCCGCUUCCCACCUCCCGGGCAGCUCGUCCGAGGACUCUGGCUCCGAAGACUUUCUCUCAACCUCCAUCGUCAGCACGCCAGCUACUUCCCGACCGCAGUCUGAAAGGGGCAUACCACUCGACGCUGCCAAGGACGGUCACCUGGAGCCAGAACGCGACAAGGACAAACCAUUACUCGAGGUUCAAAACACCACGUAUCCUCCUCCUCAUGACAUGGAGGACACAGAAACCGAAAUCGAUUGCAUCCAAGCAGUGGCCGAGAAAGUGCUCCAUGCCUACACCAAAAUCCCCGUCCAAGCUCCCGGCCUCCGCCGACGAUCAAACUCCCAAUCCACACUCACCAAAGACACAAGCAACCCCCCACCACUUGAGCAUAGCCCCCUAGAGCUUCGCCAGAAGAGAGACAAGCCAGGUCCACCGUCGUCCGCCUCUGCCGCCUCUUUCGCAACGUACCUCGAAGAAGCGCGCCAACCGCCGCCAACCGCUCCCCCGCAGCGCGCACACAAGCGGCGCCUCGGGCCCCCAGCGUCCUUUGCCCUCCCAGACUGCGACUCGGACGCGGCUGCAACCGCAAAUACGCAAUCUUCUGUCCCAGAUAUUGUCGGCCGCUCUUUGCGGCAUAAAUCCACGCCCUUGCUGAGCAUGUCUGACCGAGAGCCCGUUGCCAAGGUGUUUGUCGAGUGCUGCAACUGCAAGUACUACCACGACAUGCCGAGUAACUUGUACGAGGCAAUGGCUAAUCCAGAGAGUGUGCUGAGUCACGUCGACAAGCUGGGCUAUGCGGGCGCCUUGGCUACGGCGGUCAAGUGCUCGUGGUGCAGGCACGAGAUGAGCACGAGAUGCUGCGCAGGGUUGGCGGCAACGGUGUACAUCAAGGAACGACUGCAUUAA
Molecule: messenger RNA, 2499 nt
Organism: Metarhizium album ARSEF 1941
Lineage: Eukaryota; Fungi; Ascomycota; Sordariomycetes; Hypocreales; Clavicipitaceae
Exons: 2
Coding region: 1-2499 (832 amino acids)
Source: RefSeq, a predicted model, not a curated record